AUGUCUCUGAAACUACCUCGCAACUGGGACUUCAGCACCUUCAAGGCUGAGACAGCUCGGAUAGCACGAUCAAAGAGUGUGAUACCUGGAGAGGGAGGCCCUGGCCCGGGCUCACCGCGUUCCCCCAGGUCAAUGGAGAGGCCACUGAAGGCUGGCUGGCUCAAGAAACAGCAGAGGUCCUUAGUCAAGAACUGGCAGCAGCGUUACUUUGUGCUAAGAGGAAGCACUCUGACCUACCACAAAGAUGACAAGGAGACGACUGUCCAGGGGGUCAUCCAGCUGCGGUUCAGUAAAGUGAAUGAACUCCCUCUGAGCUCAGAUGACCCUGGGAAAUACCUUUUUGAGAUCAUACCACGUGUAACUGGAGACAGGGAGCGAUGUCCAUAUGUGUUCAUGGCAAACUCCCAGAGUGACAUGGAGGAAUGGGUCCGCACUCUGCGCAGAGUCAUUGGAGUACCAACGAGUGGAGUGUUUGGAAAGGGUCUGAUGGACAUAGUAACAUAUGAGCAACGGUUUGGGCCUCAAAUGGUGCCAAUCCUGGUACAGAAGUGUGUGGAGUUCAUCAAAGAACAUGGCCUGGAUGAGGAGGGCAUCUUUCGCCUCCCGGGUCAGGACAAUGCUGUCAAACAGUUCAGAGAUGCCUUUGAUGCAGGAGAGAGGCCCUCCUUCCCCAGUGACACAGAUGUCCACACGGUGGCAUCACUGCUCAAGCUGUACCUGCGCGAGCUUCCUGAGCCUGUGGUGCCCUGGACUCAGUACCAAGACUUUUUGGACUGCACUAACCUACUGGACUCCAGCAGCUCGGCGGGUUGGGAAAUGUUGGAGAAACAAAUCACUCUUCUCCCCAAAAUGAACUACAACCUUCUCAGUUAUGUCUGCCGGUUUUUAUUUGAGGUGCAGCUGCACUCCAAGGUGAAUAAGAUGAACGUGGAGAACCUAGCAACAGUGAUGGGCAUCAACCUGCUCAAACCUCAGAUAGAAGACCCCAUCUCGGUGAUGAAGGCGACUCCUCAGAUCCAGAAGCUGAUGACAGUGAUGAUCAGACAGCAUGAGACUCUGUUUCCCCUCUCCAAAGACGUGCUUCCCUCCCCUCCCUCAAAGAAGGCCGAAAGCCAGAAGAACGCUCCCCGAAGCUUUGUGGGCUGGGAGUCUGCAGAGAUGGGUGAUGCAUCUCUGUCGGAGUCUCCGGAAGAGGAGGAGGACAUUGACAGUCCAGGUCCAGACAGAGGAAACUGCAACCCCCAAAACACACUUCCGGAGUCUCAGUCACCCUCCACAGAAGACUGGGUUGGAAGUCCCCGCAAACGCACUCAGACCCUGCCCGCCUUCAACUGCCCCCUAACGGGGAUGGCAGCCAAGGCCGAUGCCCUCAACCGGUGGAGUCGCAUCCAGGAGAGCACGGAGGAGAAGAGCGGGACAUUGUCGGAGGAUAUUUUUAAGAUCCUGGACCUCCGGAGUUCAGGGUCAUUGUUCGGAGGGUCUCAGAUCAGUAACAAGGAGGGAGAGGAUAGAUUAACAGCCAGGAGAGGAAGUGACAACACAGGUUCUUCUAGUGCUGCCUCCCAAAAACCUAACAAUGAUUCCCAGCCUGCUCCGGUGCUGUCACAUCAGAAGAGUGCAGGGAACCUGACAGUGAGCGGUUCAGUUCAGCAGGUCAACAGCAGGUCUGAGCAGACGAAAGACAGCCAGCAGCUUGUAGACCGCUGGAGCAGUCUGCAGCAGGAGAACAAGGAGCUGAAGGCCACAGUGGCAGAGCUCCAGUCUGCUCUGGAGAAAGAUCGCCGCCGUGUGGCCGCUCUGGAGAUCUGCCUGAGAAAUGCUGAGCGCAGCCGAGACGAGGCCCAGAAACGCAAUGAGGAGCUGCAAAGAGACAUUCAGCAGUUCCUUACCAGACAGCCACAAGCUCCCACCUAAAAGUAAUUUUAAGACUCACUAGUAUAUGGACAUUUACUUUGUUAAUCUCAACAGAGCUAAUUUAACAUGAACUGUUGUGGAAAAUACUGUCGUCCUCCAGUGGGAUGCUGGAUUGUUUCCAUUUGAGCCCUGUUUGGUCCUCAAGAUAAAUUAUUGGCUCAUUUGUUUGUGCCUGUGAGGAAAGUCUGUUAAGAAGAGAUCUAAAUAGGCUUUAACAUCACUUUUUCCAUUAAAGACUUUAAACACAAGUUUGUUCCUCUCUACUGCAGGAGUCAUGUCACUGUAUAUGAACUGCCCUGAUCCAGCUGUUACACAGGAUGUACUGGAAAAGACCAGGUCAACUGGACUGAAUAGUGUUAAUGAUGGACAGAACAAAUACUAUGUGUCAUAUAUGGAGUAAAUAGUCUUACUUGAUGUUUCAUUUCAGUAGUAAAUUAAUAAAAUUAAUAAAUUUAA
Morone saxatilis (striped sea-bass) is the source of this 2370-nucleotide messenger RNA. RefSeq names its product Rho GTPase activating protein 25 (gene arhgap25). Gene Ontology annotation, cellular component: phagocytic cup. The transcript has 11 exons. The coding region runs from base 1 to 1914 and encodes 637 amino acids. Gene Ontology annotation, molecular function: GTPase activator activity. Lineage: Eukaryota; Metazoa; Chordata; Actinopteri; Moronidae. The record is from RefSeq and is a predicted model, not a curated record. Gene Ontology annotation, biological process: signal transduction; activation of GTPase activity; negative regulation of small GTPase mediated signal transduction.